UUUCUGGGAAUGCAGAGGGAGCCAUUAUUUUUCCAAUAUCAGUUACGCGAAAACAGCGUACGUAUAGCAAUUACGGGAUGUAGUAUUCAAUGUGCUCCCUGGAACGAGGCCAUUUUCGUGUACAGAAAGUGAGCGAGUCGCGAGUUCGGAGCGCGCGGGAGCGACACGAGAGUGUGUAGGCGCAGUCAAGUUGAGUCCAGUGAUAUUGUGCAUCUUGACGUAGCCUGGAAGUGAGCUCCGGCGAAAAGAGGAAGAGCCGAAGAGUGCGCGCGAGCCGCGCAGGUGUUCGAAUCGACGAGGGUUAGUGAGCUUAACCCAAGUUCAUACCGUGGUCGUGUUGGCACGGGGCAGCAGCAGCGGCAGUGGUGGUGGUAGUGUUGACGGUAGUGGAAAAGUGUGUUGGUGCUGAUAGCAGUGGUCGUCGUAGUGAUGAUGGUGCUGCUGCCGCUGUAACGAUGACACAUACGUCAUAACACACCAAGUUCGCCUUUAAUAAUCUAUUUCUAUUUUGCCUUGCCAUUAACCGCGCUUAACCGCUAUCGGUUCAUUUUACCCGCAUUUAGUGCAAGUCUGCCGGCCAUAUGUCGCCGGAUUUCGGAACCCCGGGUACUUCAUUUUAUUAAUGCAACAAAAUCACGUGGAAAUUUAAAACAAAACUACAUCAAACGACUUCUGAAGCAAAGUGAUCUAAAAGAGCCUGUAAAGCAAAAUUUACCACAGUUUAAAGUAUCUUCUGGAGCAAGACUCAUCGGGAUGCGACGGAUGACCCUGACAGUGAUGCGAGAACCAAGAUCUUCCAACGGCGACACUGGGAUCAUUUGAAAUUUUAAGUGUGGUUUUUUAGUGCGAUUUGUGUAUAACGGUCGGUGAUCGAGAUUAAGUGCAGUGCUACUAAUUUUUAUUCGCGUGUGAUGUCAAUGGGAUUCGCGGUCCGCGCCACAGUUCGUACAUAUGCAUCUAAUGCACAGUGCUGGUCGCUACGUCUUAGAGGAUGCCGCAGGUGCUAGAAGAGUGUCGGGGGCGUGCGCUGUGUGUUCCAGUGAUGUCGGUGGCGUGGCGCCCAGCACUGCUGGACCUGGAUCAUGGCCGGCAAGCCUGAGCAGCCUCCCUCUUAUUCAGCUUCCCCAAAUCAAAGUGAUCGGCAUCCCCAGCAGCCGCAGUCUCAGGGUGUUCAACAGAACAGCGUUUUAGUGUACGUGUCGGGGGAUAGUUUGGCUUACGCGAGUGCAGUCGGCCAGAAUGUUGUUGCCAGUGCUGGUACUGGCUACCAGCAUCAUCACCAACAGCAACAUCAUCAACACCAGCAGGGAUCCUAUGUCACUGGGUUGUUACCCCAAGUGGCUUGCGGCGGAUACCCCACGAAGGCGACGACGCACGGCAUCGGAGUCGUCGGCCCCAAUUGUUGUCGGAGCCAGUUCCUGAAAACCUCUGACUACAUUAACUCUGGAGGGCAGGAGGUUGCGUCUCAGCAGCUCGACUGCCAGUCAGAUCGGACGUUGGUAUGGGGGAAUGGGCCAAGGUACGGCGGCGGAGGAGGUGGCAGUUUGUACAACAACUGCCAACAAGAGCGACCCUUAGUGUGGGGGAAUACUCAGAGAUACAGCAGCGGGGCUGCUGCAGGUGGAUUAGUAGGACUGAACGGCAUCGCUCCGGAACACGGUUUUCCGGGGAAGAUGAUUCCCUCAGCGGCUCUCGAUGAUGGGACCAACAAUGUCACCUAUCCGGUGCAGGUGUCUCGAGUGCCGGAAGGUUACGUCGCCAACAAGCGGUUAGCCUUCGCACCUAAUGUGGCUGACCAGGUUGCUGAUGGUUGUGAGGGUGUCUAUGGUGGGGAAAAUAAUGUGAGAAUCGCAUUUGUGAGGCAGGGUAUCUACCCUGGCGAUGGAGAUGAACUCCAGCAUCAGGGGAUCAACGAAAAGGGAAACCGGGUGCAGGGACAGGAAGCUCUAGAGAAGCAGUUAAGCUUCGGCUCGAAUUGUUCAAGCAGCGUCGGACGCUGUGAUUCUGUUCGAUCGGAUACCGCUGAGUCGACCUGCAGCAGCCUUAGCAGCCCAGAGAGUCAAAGUCAGCUACAGGAGCCGACUGUGGUGGCGACGAAUAAUAUUUACGCGCAGCAGGCUGUGCGGUCCUCAUCGCAAGUACAUGUUCAUCACAGUGUUGUGUCAAAUAAUGUGAACGCUAGUGCGGUAUCGCAGAGACAACCGAGACAGCGGCAGCAAACACAACAGCAGCCCACGAUCUCCAUACCUCCUGGUUGGAAGAGGAUAUGCACUAAUGGAGUCAUCAUUUAUAUCAGUCCAAGCAGCACGGCGCUGGGUUCGCUGGAUCAGCUGAAGGAGUACCUGACAACAGCGGGAACUUGCAAAUGUGGUCUCGAGUGUCCGCUAAGGCCUGAACAGGUCUUCAACUUUGACCCCAAGGUGGCGACGCGACCUUGGAGCCCCAACCAGGGCAAAGUUCGAGAGAUGACAAAGCUCUGCAACCACAAGAGGAAACUCCUAAUGCCCCUUAGUGCAGCCAGUCCGGUUGCAUCUACGACCCCAAUUGUUUCAUCAUCGACGGCACCAGCUGGACCUGUGAUUCCUAAUGUUCAUGCCUCUGCCGAUUCCCCAACUUCCAUGGAUAAAACGAAAUCAGAUGGCUUUAGCAAGAAGAAGAAGAGGAAAAUGGGUGGCAUAGGGUCUCUUUAUCCAGGAGCACCAGUGCGCUUCCGAAACAUGGGUCUGGACCAAUCAGCCCCGAGCUCAGGUGACGAGUUCAGCGAGAAAUCUCCCUUCGCCAAUCAAAUAGGUUCUGCAGUCAACACCAGCGGACCCUCAUUCCUUGAAGAUCCUAGUGGAUAUCUCGCACAACAGACUGCUCUUUUGAAUAGCACGAUAUCGAGGCAGACUGGUGUCAGUAGCUCUCAGUUCACGAUACUCAACAACUCCAAAGUGCCGCAGUCAUCUCCUGGCAUUCAUGUGCCCAACAACGUUUAUCUUCCACAACCAAAGCCUUCCUCUAUCACUAGUCCCACCAGUACAAGAUGUUGCGACAUGUACGACAACAGCUACUCUUCUCGCGUCUACAGCUCGAUGAAGAAUAAUCCCACGUCGCCAGUUGUUGUGCACAGCAGCAUGACUCCAACUUCGGGGAGUAACGCCAGUGAUUCCGAUUCGUCUCAGCGUUGUGUCACCAGUGCCGACGCUCAGUCCUCUCAGGAUCUCUACAAGCAGCAGAACCGACAGUACAUGCUACAUUCCGACCAAUCCGAAGACCCUGUGAUCUCUUCAACCUUCAGGGAGAAGUUCUCCAACCAACAGCCGGACUCCAGACCGAUUCAGGGUGGAACUGUUAGUACAAGUCAUGGAUCUCCGAUCGGCACGAACAGUCCCGCAAACUCGGACACGCCAACCUCUUCUUCAGCCUCCUGCACUUCACAACCUGCGACUCCACAGAGCCUUAUCUCCUCGCAGCCAUCUACCCCUCGCAGUUACUCCCAGCCUCCCACGCCGCAUUCGCUUUCCACUUCAGGUCAUGUUCCUCAAUCCUUAACUCCUCAAUCCAUGACUUCGCAGACCUUGACUCCCCAAGGACAACAGCCAUCUCAGUCUUCGAUCGGCAGUACCAACGGUCAAGACCACAGAUCAGCAACUUCCAGUCAGAUGUCCUCGAAUGAAACUUCCCCCCCUUACCAAUCUUCCAAUUACACUCCGGUUUCGGAAGCACCUAAAAAGCAGGUUUCUAACACAAGGCUUGAAGGCUAUCAGCCGCAUCCUCAUACAUUGCACUCCAACUCGAGGGUCCCAUUGAACAACUAUAGUGCUUCGUCUGUUAUCACUACGAUGGCGAGUGGACACACAGUCAGUAGCAAUACCAUUACAUCAGUUCUUGCCGGAAGAGCGAAUACUGCGACCGUAUCUGUAAACACGCCAUCGGGCAUUCCAAAUUCAGCUAUACCAAACAUUCACUCGAACAAGACUCAACAUCAGGGUCAACAGUCUGCAUCUACGAAUGUGCCAUUGUCCUCGGUGGCUAUGCAUCAUCAGAACUCCGUCCCGAUUGUGCACAGUCAGCCGCCUUCGAUGUCUGUUUCUAAAUCACCCUUGGAGAUGGUCCAGAGUGUCGUUAGCAGCAUUCAAGUUCCUCAAGCGAGUGCCGCCUCGUUUCACCAACAACAUCAGCAGCAUCAUCAGCAUCAACAGAAUCAUCACAAUCAACAGCAUCAUCACAAUCAACAGCAACAUCACAAUCAACAGCAACAUCACAAUCAACAGCAUCAUCACAAUCAGCAGUCCAAUGUUCAAGUUCACAAUGUACUAACUUCCGGAGGGAUAUUAAAACACUCAGCUGGUUCGAGUUUACCGCCAGGUCACAUUUUAGUUUCUAGUGGUGGGCAACUCAUCAUGGCUAGCAAUGGUUCUGGAAUUGGAGGCGUGAUGGCACCGCCACCUCCGAAGAUAAUCUCGAACGCCAGUUCCAUGCCUCCGUUGUCAGUCUCCCCGAUGGUAACCAACGUGACUGGAACCGUUAGUCAAGUCAUUCCAGCAGUAGGAGUUGCACAACAAGUCCUCGGGCAACCAACCGUACUCGUUAACACUACGAUUCAAACACCCGUACUCAUUCAACCUGGUGUUAUGACUAUGGACGGCAUCAGUCAAAACGUCCAGAUUCCACAUCUCGCAGUCGCUGCUGGUAACGUUUUACAAAAUGCUCAGUCGAUCUUGGAAGCCAAUCAGGACGUGGCAAGGAAUCAGAACAUGGUUAACCGACAACCUGGUUUGCUCUCGCCAGAGUCCGGGAUGAGCAAGAAGAAGGCCUAUAAGAAGAGAAAGGGCAACUCGCAGACUGUGGCGUCGAUGCUACACAUCGCCUCUUCGCAGCAGAAUUCGGGUAUGCUCAUGCAAUCGCAAUCAAACUUUGCGCAGCAGAACUACCAGACUCAGAGUUUGGGAGGACCGAUGCUGCAGGCGCUGACUAUCGUACCUGGGAAAGGCGGAGCUCCCGCGCAGCUAGUCAUGAACGGACAGACGGGCGCGACUUCGCAGUUCAACACGCAACAGAUCAUCACAAAUCCUCAAACGCAUCAGCAGAUUAAUCUACUGCAACCGGUUAAUUUACUCAAUGGCACCACUGGCAUGGUGCAAAACUUCCCAACUAUUCAGCAGUUUAUAGUUCCAGGUCUCGGGAGUAUGGUGAUGUCGGCUGAUGGAACCGCCACCUUGUUGCAAGACACGGGUAACAUGGGAAUGCAGUUGCAGAUCCAGAAUGUGAAUGGGCAGAAUGUCUUGACCCCGGUGCAAAGUCAUGGUGGGAUCUUCAGUCCCAAUCAAAGUAUCCUUGCUGCUGGUCCAGCGGGAAUGGUGAUUAGGGCGCCACAGACAACAGGCGGGAAAAUCAUUCAACAACACAGUCCCGGCGCGCAGUUCCUUUCUCCGAACAGUGGGCAGUUCCUGGUGAACGGCACGACCUCCUUCAAUAAUCAGCUGAGUCCGAUCCUCGCGAAUGUGAGUCCCAAUCAACAGGUGACAUUCAACACCACUCAAGUGCGUCCGCAGAAUAUUCAAGGACAGCAGAAGUUCAUUCAGAUGAAUGGACAGACGCUGAUGGUGCCUUGUGGCAAUGCGCAGAACAUCGCGGUUUCCUCAUCGCCGAACCAGCAGAACACCACCUUCGUGCAGCAGAAUACAACGAUUGUGCAACAGCAGACGACAAUGGUUUCGAAUAAUCAGAUCCCCAACUUUCAGUCCACAGGCACGAACAAUGGGCCGGGUGUCGAUCAGAUGAACCUGGAUCAUAAUCAGUCUUACAUCUUGAGUGCUGGAAUGAUUCAGGGGAAGUCACCUUCGCCGAAAAGCACUCUCAAUUCUCCAUCGUCAGAUCCAGGAAUGGAUCAUCAGCAACAGUUUGUCCUUGCCAGUAGUAGUACGACAGUUUUGGAAAAGUCAGCACAGCAGGGACAACUUUGUCCGCUCAUGGCGAGGCAUUCGGUCUCCACGCAGACUGCCGGAAAUCAGGCGAAUGUUGCACAGUCAGCGUUGAUGAGGCAGGGAUCGCCACCGGAUACAACAACACACAGUCCAGGGAAUAGUCAAAGAUCUAAUAGUCCGGCUGUGGAUACUACAACUCAUGGAGCUGCUUCACCUGCGCCACCGAUUACCACCAGGCAUCAGUCUUAUUCCACGCCAAUGGUACAUUGUGUAUCGAGCAGCGAACCGGAUUCUGGCGACGGGACGAUGAUGACUGACGACUGGCGGAUUCAGGGCUCGACGACGAAAGAAAUGAGACUAAGUCAUCAAGCCGCACAUCACCGAAAGGCUUAUGUUGAAUCGACAGUUACGACUGGGAUUCAGAUCUAUACGAAGCAAGCCGAAGGUGCGGUGAGCACAAUGAGGUGCGAGGGUAAGGAUGCCCUCGGCCGGGGAAUCAAGCGAAAGCUGGACUCCAUCCACUCAAUGCAUUCUACCCUGCAUGAAGACCAGGAUGUACCCUUCAAGGACGAGGGAGAUGCCGCGAAGCCGUGGAAACUUGAAGUUGGUGAGGUUGUUUGGGGUGCAGCUCGGGGAAGUACAGCCUGGCCGGGAAAAGUUGAGUCUUUGGGAGCACCAGGCAGCUUGAACGUCUGGGUGCGUUGGUACGGGGGCGGGGGCAGCGGCAACAAUCUCAGCCAAGUCGAUGCCAAGACUCUCAAAUCUCUCUCAGACGGCCUCGAGGCGCAUCAUCGCGCCCGAAAAAAAUUUCGGAAAAGUCGUAAACUGAAUAUGCAAUUGGAAAACGCUAUCCAAGAGGCAAUGGCAGAACUGGACAAAGUCAACGAGCCUCGAUCCAUUUCGAGGCAAGAAGACAAAAUCAAGGUGUUAACUGGCAACGGGAGAGGUGCCAAAGGGUCAAAAACCAGCCCCUUAAUAUCGGUGAUUUCAACGUCCAAGGUCGAGACGAAGAGGACGAAGAAAUCCACAGAGAACUCUACAAAAUCAGAAAAAAAAUACCGGUGACCUUGAAAUUGUAUCUCGGUGAUGACGCGUCUGGGAGACGUGACUGAUAGAUUAAUAUACUUGAUACUAGGUAUUGUUACUAUUUUUUUAUUUUCUCUACCAUUAACGCUAUUGUCAUCUACAUCACUCUCAUUGUUAUCAUCGUCAUUCUCGCUCUCAUUUUCCAUCGACGUCAUUAAUUUGUAAUUAUGACUUUGAAUAGCGUUGAUAAAGCGCAAAGUGAAAACACAUUUGUAUAUAAUUAGGCCUAAUGUUGUAAAGGAGAGAAUUCCAUUUUUUACAAUGGAAACAAUACUCACGAAAUUGUGAAUGAAUUUUGAUUAAAGUAGGGAGGGGGAGGGGUUUUUAUUGUUGUAUCAUCGUCAUAAUUAUUGUAAGAUAAAUUAAAAUUUGGUGUAUACCAUCAAGUUUUUUCCAAAAUCCAUCUUUUACAUUUAUUCGAGUCUUAAAGCUGUUUUUUGUGAGUUUUAAAAUUUACAAAAGUUUCUAUACCAUGCAUCUUGGUGUGAAAUGCAAAAAGAAAGCCUUUCAGUUCAAAUGUCGUGCCAUGAUUUCUUUGAAAUUGAAAUCCAAAUUCCAGAGGUUUAUGGCGGGAAAUAUAAAUUUCGAAAAAAUGUGUUUUGUUUUGGCUAUUUAAAUUAAACGGAUAAGGAAUUUUUCUCUCGAACUUGAUAACAAAUUGUUGAAAAUUGAAAGUCUUUCAAAUUUUGAAAUCACGCCAAAUCAGAAAUGAAUUCACAUCAUGUGUUCCUAAGUUUGCUAAAAUUGUACUCAUUGCAAAGUGAGAUAGCAAAUAUUCGUCGCUAAGUAUCAAAGUUCUAACGGGUUGUAUAUAUUUUUUAAUAAUUGUAAAAUCUACACAUCGCUAAUAUGCUGAUAAAAAUUGAUGCAAAAAUAGUAAACGAUUUGCAGUAGUGAUUUUAUAUAGUGAUGUACAUUGUGGUGGUUCACGAAAAACUUUUUUUUAUUUUUCGGCGGCCGUAUCACGACAGUUUGUUUCUGUAGGUGACGAAAUCUUUUCCUAUUUUUUUUAGAUUAAAAAAAAAGCAAAGGUUGCGAGAAAAUAUAUAUAUAUAUAUAUAUAUAUGUAUGUAUAUAUAUUAAGAGAAAAAUGUAUAAUAGAGAUGAUAUGAAAAAUUUGAAACCAUAAAAAUAUAUUUGAAGCCAAAUUUUUCUUUAACAGGGCUUUUACUAUAUUCUUCAUCACUAAAAUUUGAUAAAGUAGCAAUAUAAGUAAAUAUGAAGAAGAAAGAAUAAAUUAUGUUAUGUAAAAUUAUUUUUUAUAUUUUCUUAUAAUCAGAAAAAAUAUACAGUCAUCUAAGUUUUUUCUCACUAUUUUUACAAAUAUUUGACAAAUUAAUCACAAUUAUUGCUGUUUUAUGCAUUUCAACUUUCACUAAUAAUCCAUAUUAUACAAUAUAUUGCUAUUGUAUCCAAUUUUAUUGAUGAAGAAGCUAUUAAAAAUGAUAUUAAAGACUUUUGUUUUUAAUUUUCUGGUGCUUAGGUUUUAAAUUGUUUAUUUGAUCUAUUAUAUAUUUUUCUCUAUCGUAUGCUGAAGAUACCAGAAUUUUGACAAUCUUCAUAAAAAUGUAAAGGUACAAUUAUGUUCUUUUGCUAAGAAAUCGUACUUUUUAUCACUUUUACCGGCGCCCAAUAAUUUUUUUCCAGUGAACACCAAAUGAGAGUUUUUUCCCUUGUAUUGGCUAUAAUUUUUAUCAAUUAUAUAUUUCUCUAAAACUAAUAUGUAUAUUUAAAAAAAAAAACAGUCGCGAUAAGGUAUCCGAAAAAUAAUUACAAGUUGUUGUUGAACCAUCCUAAUGUAUAUAUUUGAUCAAUUUUAAACAGAAACGCUAAAACAGAUAUUAAAGGGAUCUGUAAAAAAAAGCAGAAUGAAAGUGUUUCUUGCCGCAUCAAAUUUUGCGUCUAUUUCUCUCUUUUAUUCCGAAUAUGUGUUCAAAGCUGUAUUUAAGACUCAGAAAAAUUAUAAUAUAUAUUGUAUUGUAAAAAAAAAUGAUUUAGAAGCAAUAUUAUUGAUUACAUCACAACAUAAUUAAACAUUUCGUCAAAAGAAAUCACACCAAGCGGAAAUAAAUUCACAUUACAUGUUUUUAAUUUAUGAAUUUAUAUUUUUAAAUAUAAGUAUAAUUUUGUUAAGUUUUUAGAGAAUUUUGUACAGCUUUGUGUGCAUUGUUUGUAAUUUAAGCAUUACGUGCGCUUAAAUGUAAAAUCUCUCAAUGAUGGAGAUUAUACAACACAUUUUUAAUAGUAAUAUUUUUUAUAAUCAAAGCAGUUACUUGGAAAAUACAAUCUAAAAUGUCCAGCAUUUUAAAAUAUAACAGCACAAAAUGUUGUCAAAAAAUACAUAAAUAAAAUAAAAAUUGAUGUGAAAUAUUGGAGAUCUUGGAUUGUACAAAUUGAAUAUGUAGUUUACAACGUCCACUCUAAGAAGCAAAAAAGAAUCUUGUCAUUUAUAAAACUAUUAGAUAAAAAUUCCAAUUGAUGAAAUUUAUCAUUUGCCUUCUCUCCUCAAUUUGUCUAAUUAUUUUAUUUUAAAUUGGUAAAUCAGUUUUCAUCUCAAAGAAUAUAAACUAAUUUCAUCAAAUGGGAUUCUUCGUUCAAAAAAAUAAUUUUUCUUUUACUUUUCUCGAGUCACUAAGGUAAUCUUGUAAAAAUCCGAAGUGAAAAGAAGGCAGCUUUAAAAUUAGAAAAUUUAUAGUUAGGAAUGGAAUCCGAGAAGACUGUGACUGUUAAUCAAAAGUAUUUUGGUACUGCGAAUACUUCGAAUAGUUUUGUAACAGUGAAGUUUUAUACAAACUUUCUUGAGCGAUCGAUUGCUAUCGUUCCAUUUGCGAGACUGCAGAUCAAUAUGAACAGUUCAAAACUAUAAUUUUCACAACUUUUACAAAAACAGAUUCAACUAAAAAAAUGACCGAUUUUAAUUCCAGCAGUGUUUAGGUAUAUUAAAAUUUUACCAUUAGACUUAAAGUCGUAGAAUAAAUACAAAUUCAAAAUCAACUCAAAUUUUUAAAGGAAAAAUUUUCAAUAUUGAGAAUUAUUAUUUGAUCUGUCGAAAGCAAUCGCACAAGGCUACCAAUGACGGGAUUUUAAACAAAUGAAAGGGAGGGAUUCAGCGCGUCCUUGGAUUAUAUCCAGAGGAAAUGACAAUAAAAGAGGUUGAAGUAUCAAAAGCUAUUCGAAUAUUGUUCGCGAUUUGCAAAGGGAAAAUGACUUUCGAUUGGUACUCGAGGUAGAAAUUUGUAAUUUGUAAUUCAACGCACGCGGGUUUUUAUAGAUUAUUUCUUGGUAAUUGUAAAUACGAAGAUAAUCGCAGUGUACGGGCCCUAAACUUUUAGUAAAAAGUAGUCAUCAUUGGUACUAUAUCAAAAUGAAUCAAAAGCUACGACCUAACGAUAUUUUUCCUAUCGACAACCGACGUUCGUUCACAUUAAAAUCUUUUCUCAUCUACUUUUGGCAUCCUUCCGACCAAUUCAUACUCUUCACCUCUUUUUACGUAUACCGACAUAUCCGAUUGAAAAAUUGAAAAGAAUUUGUAUGACCAAUUUUUUGAGAGAAAUCAAACUUCUUCGGAGGGUCGCAAUCAAAAUUAGUGGAACAAAAGUUCAUAUCGCGAAAAAGGAAAUUGUUUUUAAGAAAGAUUUUAAAGAGUUUUAAACUAGAGUGGAAAAUAAUUAGUUUGAAAAUCAAACAAAUUUUAAUGAAUUAUUAAAUUAAAUUUUGUAUCUCCCAUUGGGAAGUCUCGAGAAAAAAUUGAAUUGGGAAGAGUAUCCGGUGUCAAAAGAUUUUUAUAAAAAACACUUUGUCAAAAGAUAGGUAGACUUUUUAGAGGAAAUAAUUUUUAAGGGCUUUUGAGAUUCGAUUGUCGAAAUCGAAGGAUUAUUUUUAGAAAAUUUUUUUUUAUUUGAGAAAUGGAUUGAAGUAAUGAGAAAAGGUGUGACGAAUGUUUUGUGGGUCUAAAGAAAUAUUAAGGAGGAAACAGUUAAUAGAAGAAACACGCAAUUCACAAUACAUAUUAUAUACGAAUCCGCAAUCGGUGGUACUAUAGUAAGAGAUGAUAAUUUUAUACUUACAGAUAAAAAAAAAGAGAUUGACUCUAACUAAAAGUAGUUGUAUGAUAAUAUUGUAUUAUGAAACUCCUCGCCUCCCUGCUCCGCGAUUAGAUAAAUUAGCAAAGCUACAUUAUUUAAUAUCUGGCAUAAUAUUUAUAUAUAAAAAAUCUAUAUAUACAUAUGAAUAUACAUAAGAAGAUAGAGCAUAAAAUAAAAAAACCGAAAACAAGAGAACACGGACUUGGGACGCAGGAAAUUUUUGCUGGCCCAAGAAAAGUAUGAAGCUAUGUGAUCUAUUAAAACUAGUAGCUUUUAGCUGUAAAGUUAUACUUUGUUUUGUAAAUUUUGUUUAUACGAUGUUUGAUUGUCGCAUAAUACUAUUGUAUGUGAAGAUAAGUUAAUAAA
Belonocnema kinseyi is the source of this 11446-nucleotide messenger RNA. RefSeq names its product methyl-CpG-binding domain protein 5. The record is from RefSeq and is a predicted model, not a curated record. Gene Ontology annotation, molecular function: DNA binding; chromatin binding. NCBI's taxonomy places the organism in Eukaryota, Metazoa, Arthropoda, Insecta, Hymenoptera, Cynipidae. Gene Ontology annotation, cellular component: nucleus; chromocenter. The coding region runs from base 1083 to 6974 and encodes 1963 amino acids. The transcript has 9 exons.